Messenger RNA from Hyaena hyaena (striped hyena), 2211 nucleotides. It is a transcript of the gene HARBI1, whose product is annotated as harbinger transposase derived 1. The transcript has 3 exons. NCBI's taxonomy places the organism in Eukaryota, Metazoa, Chordata, Mammalia, Carnivora, Hyaenidae. Bases 831 to 1880 code for a protein of 349 amino acids. The record is from RefSeq and is a predicted model, not a curated record.
CUACCUAUUCCAGGCUCUUCUUAUGCGCCUUCCUUCCAAUCUGGUUUUUCCUACUUCCUGGUCCUCAGCCUCAAGAUUUGGACUUGUUAGAGCAUGUGACCUGCGUCCACCAGGCUGGGCUGUGGGUAGUUUUUUGCCCCUACCUCUUGUUGGACUGGUUUGAGCACCCCUCACGUCCAUCUUGUACAGGUGGAACCAGAGGGCUUGGGUAACGAAACCCGUUGAAACGAAUCCCUGCUCUGAAUAGUUAUGACUACUAUCAGCCAGUUCGUGGCCUGUGUAGUUAGGAGCAGACCUCCUUUACCUUAUGGAUAAUUAUGCUGUCGCCUGCAUUCUCUUAAGAUCUUGUUUUUAAGUAAUCUUUACAACCUACGUGGAGCGGGAACUUAAAACUAGAAGAUCAAGAGUUGCAGGCUGUACAGACUGAGCCGGCUAGGCGCCCCACCUCCAUUAAGCAUUUGCUCUAACCAGUUCAAAAGCCAGGCAUUAAGUGAGCUACCAAAAUCAACUCCCAUUAUCUAUCUGUCUUUCUUAUUUUAACAAACCCUUGUAUUGAGGGCUGAUUUUCAAUAGAUAGCAGCGAGGGAGCUGCUGUGCUACAUAGGAAACCACCUAUAUUAUCUUUCAAACCAAAGUGAGCCAUGGGGCAGCCAUGAGCUAGUGGAGAAAAACCCAGUUACAGAGAGAAGAUUAUAAAUGCCAGAGCCAUUUAACUGAUGGAUAGCUGCUGAAUGCUGACACUUCUUCAAAUAUUUCUUGCACCAACAUCUUCACUGGGAGGAAUUCAGGAAAAGUAGCAGAGAGAAGGAGAGAUCACAUUUACAUGUACCAUGGCUAUACCAAUAACAGUGCUUGACUGUGAUCUCUUGUUGUAUGGCCGAGGUCACCGGACAUUGGACCGCUUUAAGCUGGAUGAUGUGACCGAUGAAUACUUGAUGUCCAUGUAUGGGUUUCCUCGACAGUUUAUUUAUUACUUGGUGGAACUCUUAGGGGCGAAUCUUUCUAGACCUACUCAGAGAUCCAGAGCUAUUAGCCCAGAGACACAAAUCCUUGCAGCACUGGGCUUCUAUACUUCAGGUUCCUUCCAGACUCGGAUGGGAGACGCUAUUGGAAUCAGUCAGGCAUCUAUGAGUCGAUGUGUUGCCAAUGUGACUGAAGCGCUUGUGGAAAGAGCCACACAGUUCAUUCGCUUUCCGGCUGAUGAAGCCUCCAUGCAGGCUCUGAAGGAUGAAUUCUAUGGGUUGGCAGGGAUGCCAGGGGUUAUAGGGGUGGUUGACUGUAUCCAUGUGGCAAUCAAGGCACCAAAUGCUGAAGACCUCUCCUAUGUGAACCGCAAAGGUCUCCAUUCUUUAAACUGCCUGAUGGUGUGUGACAUCAGAGGGGCACUAAUGACUGUGGAGACCAAUUGGCCAGGUAGCCUACAGGACUAUGCUGUGCUGCAGCAAUCCCCCCUCACUAGUCAGUUUGAAGCCGGGAUGCACAAAGAUAGCUGGCUGCUUGGUGACAAUUCCUUCUUUCUCCGUACUUGGCUCAUGACCCCCCUUCACAUCCCUGAAACUCCAGCCGAAUAUCGCUAUAAUAUGGCCCAUUCUGCAACUCACAGUGUGAUUGAGAAGACCUUCCGAACCCUCUGCUCCCGAUUCCGCUGCCUGGAUGGAUCCAAGGGGGCACUGCAGUACUCACCAGAGAAGUCCAGCCACAUUAUCUUGGCUUGCUGUGUCCUCCACAACAUCUCCCUGGAGCAUGGGAUGGAUGUUUGGUCCUCUCCAGUGACAGGACCCAUAGAACAGCCCCCUGAGGAAGAGUAUGAGCACAUGGAGUCCCUGGACCUAGAGGCUGACCGAAUGCGUCAAGAACUGAUGCUCACUCAUUUUAGCUAAUGUGAAAGCUAUGGGGGUAGGGGAAGGAAACUUUCCAGAGGAGCUGGGACAAACUUUCCCCCUCACCACCCCAUACAGAGUCCCAUCAUCUAGCAUGACUGAGUAUGUGGAGACUUGUCACAAAUUAACAUUUAAUCUGUAUGUUUUGUAAGGGUUAUGGCUAUGCCAAAGUAUCUUGAUAAUGUUUCCAAAUAUAUUAGCUGAACCCAAACCAAGACAAUAGUUCCCUGCUAUCCACUGAAUUCCAGGGUGAGCACCACUCAUUCGAAAACUCACUAGUAGUUGACAUUUAUGAUUGUGCCUAUAAAAUCAAAGGGGAAAACGGCACUCA